This is a messenger RNA of Arctia plantaginis, 477 nucleotides long. NCBI's taxonomy places the organism in Eukaryota, Metazoa, Arthropoda, Insecta, Lepidoptera, Erebidae. The record is from the annotation of a GenBank genome assembly.
AUGAAAGAUCUAUCCGAGUGUAAAAAUACUCCUUUUUUAUCAGUAAAAGAUUUUUGUGAACCCACAAGCUCUUCUUCAACUAGGAAUGAUCUUACCGAGCCUCUACAUACGCUGUCACAAACUGCACCAGAUUCAAUACCCAACUCGGAAUCAGGCUCAAGUACGCUCGACGUUAUGCCAACCGGACCUCGAAAUAAUAAAAAAGGUGGUAGAAAGGCUGGUAGAAGUAUAAUAGCCACCGACACCCUAGAAAAAAAUGCCCUGGCUGAACAUAAAAACAAGAAGAAGAUUGACACAGUAAAAAAAGUAACUAAAAAUUUAUUUAAAGGAAAGGAAAACUCUUGUAAACGACGAAAGCGAAAUGUGACUCCAGUUGAGGCUUCGGAUGAUGAAAAUAAAGAAUUUCAGCCAAGCGGGUCAUCUUCUGAUAAAGAUGAUAUAGUAUUGAAAGAUGAUUUCCCUGCACUUAAGCCGUAG